Molecule: messenger RNA, 5946 nt
Organism: Dissoconium aciculare CBS 342.82
Lineage: Eukaryota; Fungi; Ascomycota; Dothideomycetes; Mycosphaerellales; Dissoconiaceae
Exons: 2
Coding region: 1-5946 (1981 amino acids)
Biological process (GO): meiotic chromosome separation; proteolysis
Cellular component (GO): mitotic spindle pole body; mitotic spindle; centrosome
Molecular function (GO): cysteine-type endopeptidase activity
Source: RefSeq, a predicted model, not a curated record
AUGUCUGCGGGGCAUGAGAUAGAGAUCAUCAAAACAGCCAUAUCAUCUUUUCAAGCAAAUACACAUACUGUGACCUGCUUGCAGCGACUGCUCUCUUUAGUUCAGACUCCAAGCACUCGCGACAAUGCCGAAAAAGCCAAACAGGCCGUUCGCCCUGGACAGGCCUCGCGCAAUCGGAAGACUAAUGGAGCUGAUCAUCAAGACUCUCAGAUAUCUGGCGCAAGUGAAAAAUCCAGAGCUCGACAGUAUGAGCCUGCCGAUAUACCACAAAAGACUAGGUUUGCGUUGGCCACGGAUAUCGUGAACCUUUCUCUCCGCGUCUUGACAGAUUGCUCUCGCAAGCGAGAAGCGCAAAAUAAUCUAUGUCCACGUGCUUCUUCGCCGCUUGAAUCCAAGCGAGCUAGUGAUGGGUAUGUUGUGUGUACAGCGGAAAUCGCCAGGCUGGGCUUCUUAUACUUGAGAUUGGUCGAUACCAAGAAACAUGGUUUGCGCGAACCUCAACGACUCCAGCUGGAGUCAGGGAUGCUGGCUCUUGUAGCUAGACUCGUGGCCUUGAACCUCGAUUCACUUGCGAUCAAGGAAUUGGUCGCUGUGAAGAAGAUGCUCGAAGGCGAUGCCACCAUAUCAAAGCCCGGGAAAAUAGGCGCAUCAAAGCAGAAAAGUGUCACCAGAGAAAGUGCAGCUACACUUCUCGAUCUCCAGGUUGACCUAGAAGGGCAACCCGAUCUGGUAACACCGCUUCUGAAUUACCAGACAUAUGUGCUACGCCUCAUGUCACGGCAAUCCGAUACUGGCUCAAUCAACGUUGCGAUCUGUAAUCUCCGUACAGAAAGCAAUGUCUCUCCGUUAAAAGUCAUACUACGGUAUGCCAGGAUCCCUAGUAAUCGCGAAAAGGCCAUCCGCCGUCUGGAAACUCUGGCUACAGUUUUGUCGGGCCUCGCUCCCGCCUUGUCUCAUUCUGCAGACAGUGUUGCUUGUGAUCCAAACUCGAGUCUUUCUCCCAUCAUUGCAUUUGAGCUUCACUGCCUCGCUCUGGAAACUCAGCUUGAGUUGUGGAAACUUGCUGGGCACGAAAUCGAUGCAGAACGGGAAGUGCUCCAACCUUAUUACAGAUGCCUGGCCACGGCGUUGCGCCGUGCCACGAAGAUGUCAUCGGUCAGUGACCUUCUUGAGCUGAGCAUGAGCUUCUACAAAAAGAUUCAAAUUGUAGCAUCUAAACAACUCGAUUCAAGCAACACGGCGACAGGCUUUGCAAUUCAUAAAACUCUGUCCACGUUGGCAGAGAGGGCAUCGCGCAAACGAGAAGCAAUAAUGUGGACAACAAAGGCUGAGCAAAAUAGUCAAGCAGCCGAGAGUAGCGCAAGACGGAUGUCUAUACUAGUUCAGCGAGCUCUGAGAGCCCUGGCAACCGACGCAAAUGACGGAACCAUUCUUAACCUGUUGGAAGCCGCUCGUUCCGCUUUCAAACAGGCUGUUUCUGGGACUUCGCAAGAUUAUGAGCUGCUACUUUCUGAUCUGGCGGAAUUCGUCCAGGGGCGCGCCGUUCCAGAUAAGGAGAUUUUCAGAGCAGUAUCUCACGACAUUUGUGUCGAAGCGGCUGCAUUCGCAACGCGGUUUUCCAGAACUUACCCUGAUCGUGACACAAAGAACUCUCUGGUCAUCAUCGAUGCUGCAAUUGCUGGAUCAGAUUCGAGCCAAGCCAUGAUCAAAUGGGUCGGCAAAGACACUUUCGGGAUAUUCAAACGCGCCGGUGUCUUGCGGGAUGUAUCCCAGCAUGCUGCUGCCAACUCAAUGCUUGCCGCGUGGUCAUCUUCUCGCGUUGCCACAACGUUCGGCAGAAUGAUUAAAGCCUUGAUCAUACGUGUUCACAAACAAUCCCUUCCGCGAGAUAGUUUGCUCGAGUGGGACGAGGAGAUUACUGAUCUCAGUGAGAAGGGUAUUCUCUUAGAAUGGCAGCUCAAAUGUGUCGUAGAGCUAGCACGCAAGACUCGCUACGAUCAAGUUUCCAAGGAAAUGGCUGCAGAAAUCCUGAGCAAACUAGCGCAUACUUAUUCUUCCACUGCCUUUCCAUUACGCCGUGCAAGAGUGGGACUUGUGGCGAUGCAGAUGAAGCAGGAGUGUUCCGAAGUAUUGCUUUCAAAAGCUGGACAUUCGACAUGGGCGGAAUGCUCAAUCGACAUCGACCAUAUGGGGCUCGACUCAGGACUCGUUGCCUAUGUGGCCAACACGAUGGCCAUGUCUGCCGUUUUCCGACUCUUUGGUCAAGGUCAGCCUUCCAUGGAGCAAAUUAGACCACAGAUAGAGAUCUGGAGAGGUCUACUUGGGACGUGCUCUGGGUCCCGUUCCGUGGCAGAUGUUGUGGAAGAUCCAAAUCUGCUGGCCAACCAAAUAUCUGGUCUGACGGAGUACUUCAUGGCACUGGGCGAAGCAUCGUCUGCGCUGACUGUCGCACUUUUACUCGUUAACUUUAGUCAAGCUGCGAAAUUCUCCAAAGUUGCACAACUCAGCAAUUUAAUCAGUUUGGCGCGAGCAUGUCUUGCCUGUCAGCUCGUAGAGCUUGCAGAGACUACCUUGGCGGAGGCUUUGGCCAUUUUGCGAACGACCGAAGAUACUGACACUAUACGUACAGAAAUCAUGCAGCUCCGCCUCUGUCAAGCGAGCUGUUCACUUAUGGCUAAUGAGAUAGCGAAGUCGCAGUCCUUCCUGGAUAUGGGCGAGCAGUUGCACCUCGAACAACGGUCGGGCACAUCUGAGAGCAGGUCUAACAGACUGCUCCACGGGCAAGCAUGGCUGAUACACUCUCAGCUCGCGCAAGCUCUAGGGGACCACUCGUCAGCACUUUGCAUGGCAAAGCGAGCCGUUAAAGUUCUGAACAUCGUGUGGUCCUUACUCGACAAGAAAGGCGAAAAGCAAGAGGUUGCCUCGGUGGAAGAAAGUGACGUGGAUACGGUGGCAGCAAAGAUUAGAAAACUCAAUCUGGGCAGUACCAAGGACAAGCCAGCCAGCUCUUCAAAUGAUGCGCAUCUACGAGCGGCGAUGAAGUGGCCGGUAAUUCCCUCGUUGUGCGCCGCACUCCUCCAUCUAUCUACCAUCUACAGACAGCAUGGGAUCUUUCAAGAGGCAAAGUUUUAUUCCGACCAAGCAUUGAAAGUUGCUGAAGCUAUAGGGCCAUGCGAGCUAUUGGCUCGAGUUCGAUAUCAUAGGAUUGGUCUGUUCAUUGUUGGGGGUUUAAUUGAGGAUGCUGAAUUGAGUCUUGCCGUCGGCAAUCAAGAGUGGCACUCCCCGUCACUAAUCAGAGUAGAACAACUUCAAGCCAAAGCCGGGGUUGCGGCCAAGAACGGCAGCAUAGAAGAAAGCAUAGAGUUCCUCGAUGAAGCUGAUCGAGAGCUCACAGUACUUGCUACGGCGGUACCAGUUAUUGAGUUCCAGCGCUAUGCCGACGGCGCAGAUCAAUCAGCCACUGGUGCUGAAAAGGCUCCAAUCCCGAGUCUCAAGAGCGCAAGGAACACCAAAGACUCGAAAUCGCGACCAGCAGCGCAACGAGCUAGAUCAAAACAAGCCGCCGCUUCUACUACUGCGAAAAAGGAAGAUGUUAAAGUUAUUCCUGUCGCACUACAGAAACUGAAAUCGAGAAUUCGUCUUGCCAAGCAGAGCCUUGAAGCUCAUACAGAUUGCUCCGCAGUGGACAUAAUGAUAUCGACCAACGUCGCUGGAGAUCGUGCCCCUGAAACGGAGACACAGCACUUGAAGAUGCGGACGGCCAUCUCGGAGACAACAGCUGCAGUCGCAAAAGAUACGUCUUCGGUGGUGCUUCAGGAAUCGACACUGGCAAUGCCCGCGAUAAUGGCAGGGGAGCUCCAUCAGAGUUCAGAUACGAAACGGCCUGCGAGGAAAGCUGAUAUACGACUUGCUGGCCGUAAAGCCCAAGCGGUAUCAGAGCACUCAAACCCAUCUGGUUUGCAAUCUGUGUGGGACCAUUUCGCCUCAAAAAACGCCCUGGUCGCAUCAGACAACACGGCGACUGCGCAUUUCGAAGCAUCGAUGCUAUGCCAACUAUCAAUGCUAAUGACGAUCACUUCGCACAGCCUGCCUGAGCCACAACUGGUCGCAUGUGCGAUUGAGUACGCUCGAAUGAACGCUUCUCGAAAGUACGCCUCCGUUGCUUAUUCUGACAGAGAGCAUGCCGAGCCACAAUCGCUACACGCGUGGCCCGAUAAAAAUAUGCUCAGCCCCACACAACAUCAAACGCCGGUUGAUUUUCAACAGUGUUACGUGGACAUCCUUCCUGCGACGUGGACGGCUGUGUCAAUGAGUCUCAACGCUGAAAGUGAUGAACUUUGUUUAACGAGAUAUCGAUGCUCGCAGCCUCCGCUAGUAGUACGCCUUCCGUUCGCGCGGCACAAACCAGACAGUGAGGAAGACGAGCCUUUCGACUUUCACAUGGGAAAAGAGGAGCUCAAAGAAAUUAUUGAGCUGUCCAAUUACAGCUGCCACAACGCUGGCGACACUUCCGCAAAGGGCGCCAAAAGUAAAUGGUGGACGGAGCGUGAGGCGCUGGAUCGCCGACUACAGGAGUUGUUGAUCAACAUUGAAAACCUAUGGCUUGGUGGGUUCAAAGGCAUUCUCUUGGAGAGCAGACCGUAUCCAGAAGCCUUGAUCAGGUUUCGCAAAGCUUUCGACGCUGUGCUGAAUCGCCACCUACCAUCCCGCCAGGUACAGAAGCGCGGCUCAGUACGGUUGUCGCUCGACGAUCAAAUCCUCGAACUGUUCGUCAAUCUUGGUACAGACGAACAAGAAGGCCUCGAUGAAGCAUUAUCAGAUUUGAUGUACUUUGUCGUCGACAUGCUCCAGCUAAAGGGAGAGAAUAAUGCGUACGAUGAGAUCGAUUUCGACGCCGCAGUCGUGGAGAUUACAGACGCUCUGCAGGCUUAUCACGACAGUGUUGCCGAUGAAGAUUCUUCGCGCGGUCAUAUUAUCCUUGUCCUGGAUCGUCGCCUACAUGUUUUUCCUUGGGAGAACAUUCCUUUUCUUGAGGGCGUUAGCGUGAGUCGGAUAGACAGUAUGAUCACGCUGCAUGACCGCAUCAUAGAUAUGCGCGCGCAACAGCGAUUCGCAGAAGAGAGCAUGUACACGAUCUCGCGAGAAUCCGGCUGCUACAUCCUGAAUCCCUCCAAAGAUCUCACUGCUACGGAGAAAACACUAGGGCCGUCACUUCACAAAUUACAGACCGCGGAGAACAAGUGGAUAUCGAUCGUUGGGCGGCCUCCAAGCGAAGAGGACUUUGUUUCGGCCCUUGCAAACUCGGCCAUCACUCUUUACUUUGGCCACGGUGCUGGUGCGCAGUAUAUCCGGACUCGAGCUGUCAGACGGCUGGAGAGAUGCAGUGAGGUGGUUUGGCUCAUGGGCUGCUCCUCCGGUGCAGCUACGGAGUAUGACUCGCUUGAGCCAUUUCUCGUUCCAUUGGCCUACCUCGUCGCUGGGCAGCGUUCGGAAGAUACCUCCAGCACAUCAGCUCCUGAGCAGGCAACAUCAGUGCAGAUCCCCGCGGGCGGGCGGACCAAAUGCAUGGCAGUUGUCGCGACACUUUGGGAUGUUACGGAUAAGGAUAUUGACCGCUUCUCACUGGCUAUUGGCGAAGAGUGGGGGCUCUGGAGCGAUACCCAAGAAGCAACGGCGCUACCAGCGAAAACGCCAAAAAAGCGCGAGGCCAUAGCUGUGUAUUCAACACCACAACGUCAACCGAAAACGCCGAAAACGCCAAAAGUCCGACCAACUCCUGCAGAGACUCGUACGCCAGCAAGAAGCCGCAGCCGACCUCGAGAUCGCAACAAAAGUAAGCAAAGCUUGGUGGACGCCGUGGCGAGGAGCAGGGAUGUGUGUUAUCUUCGCUAUCUCAACGGUGCCGCUCCUGUUGUCUAUGGAUUACCUGUAUACCUCGAUGAUUAG